This is a messenger RNA of Tupaia belangeri chinensis (Chinese tree shrew), 1977 nucleotides long. RefSeq lists its product as uncharacterized. Bases 253 to 1401 code for a protein of 382 amino acids. NCBI's taxonomy places the organism in Eukaryota, Metazoa, Chordata, Mammalia, Scandentia, Tupaiidae. The transcript has 4 exons. The record is from RefSeq and is a predicted model, not a curated record.
UUUUCCUAAUAUCCAUUACAGGGAGAUAGAAUUAUUCUUCUUAAAAGAGUUGAUCAAAACUGGUAUGAAGGUAAAAUUCCAGGAACCAACAGACAAGGCAUCUUCCCUGUUUCCUAUGUAGAGGUCGUCAAGAAGAAUACAAAAGGUGCUGAGGACUACCCUGAACUCCCAAUACCCCACAGCUAUUCUAGCGAUAGAAUUCACAGCUUAAGUUCAAACAAGUUGGCUCCCAGUGAACGGGCCCCUCCUCCCAUGCACAAAGCUUCAACUGACACAGAUAAAGGCACCCUCCAAGGAGUCACCCAGGGUUGGCUGUCCCUGACAGCAGCGUGUCCACCAGCCAGUGCUUUGUCCCCAACGUCUUCUCUUUUUCUGGACAAUUUCCUGGAUGAACUGGAGAAACUUAGUGCUUUAACCUUCUCACCUGACCAAGCCAAACCAAAUAUCCCAGAAGAGAUCACACUGGAAAUUACAGAGGAACCUACCGUUCUCCUCUCCCUGCCUCCAGCAUCCGUGUCAGCCGACUCACCUCACUUUCAGUUACCUUUUCCCUGCACGAGUGUGACUUCAGCCACAGCCCAGCCUUACCAGACAGUGCCAAGUCAGGAUCCCAUGAAAACCACUCAGACCAAGUCUGCAGAUUCGAAAAGGAUGAGAAGGGCCUUUUCUGACCCUGAGAAGGUGCCUGACAUCCUAGGUGAUAAGUUUGUGGCCUCUGCACAUACUAACGUGGGCUCCUUGCCUAUUCCACUCCCGGUCAUUGGAGAGGAAGAUGAGGAACUCUAUGAAGGGAUUGUGUCAGGCAUCCGAAAAAGGGUGCCAGAACACCCAGAGCAAGAGGCCUUGUGGUGUGGCCACGAUGGUACAGAGGUGACACCAAGCCUACACAUUGAUGAGGAGGAGGAGGACACACCGAGCCGCUUAAGAUACCCGGUAGCCAUUCCUACGGGUCCCAGGAUCCCUCAGGAAGACAGCAGUGUGGCAAAAACCAGUAACGAGCCACCUCCAUUUUCUUCGGGAGAGCAAACGGCUACACCUUUCCCCGGCUGUCUACUCAGUUCCCCUCCAUUUCCUUCCCCCCUGGCCUCUGUUUCUGACCUGCCCUCUACACUUUCUCAGCCUCCCCAGCCCUCUUCGCCUCCUCUCCUCCCUAAAUACUCUUGUCAACAGGAGAUACAUUCACCAAAAUUAAAGGCUGAUUUAAAAAGCGAGAUAUUUGUCCUGGGUAAGCCUCCACGUAGCCCAGUGAUGUCUAGGAGAUCCUGCAGCUCGCCUGUCAGAGGGCUCAGCGGUCCCCACAGGGUAGGGUCAGAACACUCCCACCUGGUGGCAGACAACCUGGCCACUCUCCCUGUCAUGGGCUGCUCUUCCUCGAUUGUCUGUGCUGUGAACUGGCAGUAAAGCAGGGCUGCAGAUACCCCUGAGAUGAAGUGGCCCAGAUGAUGAGCUAUGAAAUCGGGUCAACAGGAAAACCCUAUCCUAAGUCUUUGGGUAAUGUGCUCCCCAUUAAUGUGUGUUUCCAGAACUCAGAACGGCACGACCUAAUUCUGCACUGGACAAUGAGGGUAUGACGUGUGCGGUUUUCUACAUCUGUCUCACGUUUCCAUGUUCAAAUCGCCUUCUAGUCUCUGGCUUUCAGUGCAAAGAACUGAACAGUUGCCAAUCACAUACUGAACUCCCACGCUUCCAGGAGUGUUUACUUUUGUGUUGUUCCAUUUAUUGGGAUCAAUUUUAGGCCGUGAUUCCUGUUUCAAAGUGUUUUGUUGCAUUGGCUAUACGUGCCACAUUCCCACCGGGCCUCUUUUCUCCCUAGUGCAACUCCAUAUCCUCCCAACUCCUUGACAGCAACAGCUUUGAUGGAAUUAAAGUUCUAAUUGCUUUCUUUAACCACCUAUUAAUAGUUCUGUAACAUCUACGGCACUUUAAAAUGAACGGACUCUAAAUGGUACUACUAAUCCGGAGGAGUUUGGGAAUUUU